This is a messenger RNA of Daphnia pulicaria, 928 nucleotides long. Its product is annotated as complement factor D-like. The record is from RefSeq and is a predicted model, not a curated record. Gene Ontology annotation, molecular function: serine-type endopeptidase activity. Gene Ontology annotation, biological process: proteolysis. Bases 68 to 865 code for a protein of 265 amino acids. Lineage: Eukaryota; Metazoa; Arthropoda; Branchiopoda; Diplostraca; Daphniidae. The transcript has 6 exons.
AAAGUGGGGCGCAAUCAGUCCCAACUCCAACAGUUGAUCACAAUCUACCCCAGUCAACGCACAAACCAUGUUGUACGUUCUUGCUUUCGCCGUCCUCGUCGCCUCAGUCUCCGGAGCGCCUAAUGCCGGAACAGGACGACUUAUUGGAGGUACCCAAGCAGCUUCAGGAGAGUACCCCUUCGUCGUUUCCAUCUCUCGGCAAGAUCAGCACGUUUGCGGUGGAUUCAUUUACAACGACCGAUGGGUCGUUACAACAGCCAAAUGCGUCCAUGGAAAACCUCAAGAGGAAUUGAAGGUUACCAUUGGUGCCCUGUCGCUCAUCACUCCUGAUCCAGAGGAGCAAAUCAUCACCAUUUUAUCUAUUGUCGAAUUCGAUCUAUACGAUCCACUUUCUUUGAAGCACGAUAUCGCUCUUAUCCAGCUGACUCGACCGAUUGUAUUUGGCCCAACUGCGCAACCCAUCCGGUACGAUGAAAUCGAUGAGCUGGCCAGACCCUGGGACGCAUACAUUGUCGGAUGGGGUGCAACUUUCGAAGGAGGAAUCCCAGCUACAAGACUUCGUUGGGGUUCCAUCGAUAAUCUUAUGGCCGAUUGUCGUGCCUACGGUAUCGACGAGUACAUCCAGAACUUCAUGAUUUGCGCCGGAUCUGACUCAGGAACCGUGUCCCCUUGCCAGUACGACGAAGGAACACCUUUGGUUCAGAUGGCUAAUUAUGGUGGCAUUCCAGAAAGAAUUGUGGUUGGCAUCAUGUCGAAGAACCAGGGCUGCACUGACUUGAGUAUUCCAUCGAUUUACACCCGUUUGGCCACCUACUACUCCUGGCUUCUGCAGACCGCUGGACAACAACCGGCACCGACUCGCUAACUUUCUUCUUAUAACUUUAAAUCAAGUGUAAUGUUCAUAUAGUUGCUUCAACCCCCCCCCCCC